UGGCAAUAAGGCAGUAGCUGGGACCUUAGAUUUGGAGAGUAUAGGGAGAGAAUACCAAUAAAGUAGUGGAAAGAGAAAAGCAAACGACAGGGCAACUGCAAGUCUGUAUUAUAUUACUCUGUCGUUGCACAGAUAAGCUGUCCCUUUUGUCUCAUACAAAAUUUAUAUAUCCUCAUGAUUUCCCUCACACAUCAUCACCAAGCUGUGUAAAAGAAUGGACUCAAGAGGACGAAGGAAGCAACGAUGGUGCACACAGACACUGACGCCUUUGAUGGAAGGUCCUGAUCCUGAUCCUGAGACGCAAGACCAAGUUCAUAAAAAGGAGACCUCCUGGGAACUCAUUCGCGAAUGGUUUCGCCUCCACAAGGGCGACGGAACCAUUCUGUCGAAUAGUAAAAGGCAAGAUUUAAGGCUGUUGCUCGGAGUUCUUGCCUGCCCGCUUGCCCCUAUCCCUCUUCUCCCCCGCUCCAACAUUCAUCACAAUUUCCACAUUCAGGAAAACUCGACUGCGCAUUAUAUUGUACAUCAAUAUUUGGCAGCGACCGGGUGCUUAAAGAGAGAGAAAGAUAUGAAAAACAUGUACGCCACGGGAAGCGUAAAGAUGAUCCGUUGUGAGACGGAAAUAUCAUCAGGAAAGAGUGUGAAAUGUCUAGGAACCAGAACCGGAGAAAAUGGAUGUUUCGUUGUUUGGCAAAUGAUGCCGGCAAAGUGGUCUCUUGAAUUAGUUGUCGGCGGUAAUAAGGUCAUCGCCGGCAGCGAUGGCAAGACUGUGUGGCGCCAUACUCCUUGGCUGGGUUCUCAUGCCGCCAAAGGACCCCAACGCCCUCUACGUCGCAUCAUUCAGGGCCUUGAUCCAAAAAACACGGCGAGCCUAUUUACGAAUGCGCAAUGCUUGGGCGAGAAGCGAAUUGGAGACGAUGAUUGUUUCGUAUUAAAAGUAGCAGCAGAUCGUGCCUCCGUAACAGAAAGAAGCGAAGGAGCAACAGAAGUGCUUAGGCAUGUUUUAUACGGAUAUUUUAGCCAGAAAAGCGGACUUCUAAUUUACUUGGAGGAUUCCCAUCUCACCCGAGUCGAAACCCAAGAGAACGAUAAUAUUUACUGGGAGACUACCAUCGGAAGUAGCAUUGCAGACUAUAGAGACGUUGAUGGAGUGUUAAUUGCUCAUCAAGGUAGAUCAGUCGCUACCGUGUUCCGAUUCGAAGAGGAAUGUGUGCAGCAUAGUAGAACCAAAAUGGAAGAAUUUUGGAGGAUUGAUGAUGUUGUUUUUAAUGUUGCUGGCCUUUCUUUAGACUCUUUCAUCCCUCCUGCUGAUAUCCAUCACACUUCUCUUUGAUUUACUCAUUUUUAGUUUUUAAUGCGCAAUACUUCUUUUUUUGAUUUUGUAUAAUUAUCACGACAUUGGAGAGUUCAUAAUGUACAUAGUUGGAUACUGUUUUUGCAAAUUGAUUUAUGAUUAUUUUAUGUUUUAUAUGUUUAAAA
Molecule: messenger RNA, 1479 nt
Organism: Mercurialis annua (annual mercury)
Lineage: Eukaryota; Viridiplantae; Streptophyta; Magnoliopsida; Malpighiales; Euphorbiaceae
Exons: 3
Coding region: 215-1333 (372 amino acids)
Source: RefSeq, a predicted model, not a curated record